AUGGCAUCGGGCAGAAACCUGAUACCGACCCUCAUCACCAUACAGCGCCAGACCUUUUUCUUGCUCUUGGCCAUAUACUUCGGCCUCCUCCGAACCGCCGACGGCCGCACCAGCUCUCGGCAUCCCAACGACUCUCUCGGCGAACCGACAAUUGGGUCCACGGCAAACCGCGCCAACACCGUCAUCGGCCUGCCAAGUCAACCUGCAGACUUUGAUCCCGAGAUCCAGCCCUCUCCUGGCCGAGAAUGCCGACUGACGACGGCGGUGGAGGCCGCCGAGCUGGUGCAUUGGGCCGAUCCGCAAGCAUAUGCGUGCAUUAGGGCUCAAGACUCAGGCUCAGGCUCAAGCACCGUGGCCGAGAUCGCUAUAGCCGCCGAAAUGGCAGUCGCUUGGUGGUGA
Messenger RNA from Aspergillus steynii IBT 23096, 399 nucleotides. RefSeq lists its product as uncharacterized. Bases 1 to 399 code for a protein of 132 amino acids. Lineage: Eukaryota; Fungi; Ascomycota; Eurotiomycetes; Eurotiales; Aspergillaceae. The transcript is spliced from 2 exons. The record is from RefSeq and is a predicted model, not a curated record.